GGACGCCCCGAGCCCGGGGAGCGGGGAGCAGCCGCCCGGAGCGCGGCCGGGAUGAGAAGGUGACACCGCCGGGGGGCGCCACUCGCUUUGUGCGCGAAGAUGCUCGCCUACUGCGUGCAGGAUGCCACGGUGGUGGACGUGGAGAAGCGCAGAAACCCCUCCAAACACUACGUAUACAUCAUCAACGUGACCUGGUCCGACUCCACAUCCCAGACCAUCUACAGGAGGUACAGCAAGUUCUUUGACCUGCAGAUGCAGCUUCUGGAUAAGUUUCCCAUCGAAGGCGGCCAGAAGGACCCAAAGCAGAGGAUCAUCCCCUUCCUCCCAGGGAAGAUCCUGUUCCGGAGAAGCCACAUCCGGGACGUUGCCGUGAAGAGGCUGAGGCCCAUCGACGAGUACUGCCGGGCACUGGUCCGGCUGCCGCCUCACAUUUCCCAGUGCGAUGAAGUCUUUCGGUUUUUUGAGGCCCGGCCAGAGGACGUCAACCCCCCGAAAGAGGACUAUGGCAGCUCCAGGAGGAAAUCAGUGUGGCUGUCCAGCUGGGCGGAAUCUCCCAAGAAGGACCUCACAGGUGCCGACGCCAACGCCGAGCCCAUGAUCCUGGAGCAGUACGUGGUGGUGUCCAACUACAGGAAGCAGGAGAACUCGGAGCUGAGCCUCCAGGCCGGGGAGGUGGUGGAGGUCAUCGAGAAGAACGAGAGCGGCUGGUGGUUCGUGAGCACCUCUGAGGAGCAGGGCUGGGUCCCCGCCACGUACCUGGAGGCCCAGAAUGGCACAAGGGACGACUCAGACAUCGACUCGUCCAAGACGGGGGAAGUGUCCAAGAGACGCAAAGCCCAUCUGCGGCGCCUGGAUCGCCGAUGGACCCUGGGCGGGAUGGUCAACAGGCAGCACAGCCGAGAAGAGAAGUAUGUCGCCGUGCAGCCGUACACCAGCCAGAGCAAGGACGAGAUCGGCUUUGAGAAGGGGGUCACAGUGGAGGUGAUCCGGAAGAACCUGGAGGGCUGGUGGUACAUCAGAUACCUGGGCCGAGAGGGCUGGGCGCCCGCCUCCUACCUGAAGAAGGCCAAGGACGAGCUGCCGGCCCGGAAGAAGAACCUGGCGGGCCCCGUGGAGAUCAUCGGGAACAUCAUGGAGAUCAGCAACCUGCUCAACAAGAAGGCGUCGGGGGACAAGGAGGCCGGGCCGGGCGACGGCGAGGGCCCCGAGGCGCCCCUCACCAAGAAGGAGAUCAGCCUGCCCAUCCUCUGCACCGCCUCCAACGGCAGCGCCCUGGGCGGGCCCGACAGGACCCCCGCCAAGCUGGGCCACGGCUCCCCGGCGGUGGCCCGGAUCGCGCCGCAGAGGGCCCAGAUCAGCUCCCCCAACCUCAGGACUCGGCCUCCUCCACGCAGAGAGUCCAGCCUGGGCUUCCAGCUCCCCAAGCCGCCGGAGCCCCCGUCCGUGGAGGUAGAGUACUACACCAUCGCCGAGUUCCAGUCCUGCAUCUCCGACGGCAUCAGCUUCCGGGGCGGACAGAAGGCCGAGGUCAUCGACAAGAACUCGGGCGGCUGGUGGUACGUGCAGAUCGGCGAGAAGGAAGGCUGGGCCCCCGCAUCCUACAUCGACAAGCGCAAGAAACCCAACCUGGGCCGGCGCACCAGCACCCUGACCCGGCCCAAGGUGCCCCCGCCCGCGCCCCCCACCAAGCCCAAGGAGGCCGAGGAGAGCCAGCAGGACUCGCCGCCCAAGGUCAGGUACGAGGAGCCCGAGUACGACAUCCCUGCCCUGGGCUGCGACUCGGAGCCCGAGCAGAGCGAGGAGGCGGCCGAGGACGACGGCCCCGGGGACAAGCCGCCCGGCCCAGCCCGCCGGCCCUCGCCCGCCCCCUCUCUGCAGCGCGCCCACUUCAAGGUGGGCGGCUCGGCGGAGGACGUGGCCCCCGAGGAGGAGACCAUCUACGAGAACGAGGGCUUCCGGCCCCCCGCCGAGGACCCUCUGUCUGCCCGGCGCUCCUCACGCGACAGCAGCUCCCCAGGGGGCUCCCCGCUCUCCCUCACCAGGAAGGACUCCCCCAAGUCGGGCUCCCCCAAAUCGGCCUCGCUCCUGAAGCUCAAGGCGGAGAAGAAUGCCCAGGGCGGGCUGGGGCAGAGCCAGCCCCCGGCCUUCUCCUCCUCCAUCACCAUCAACACCAGCGGCUCCUCCUCGUCCUCCUCCUCCUCCUCCUCCUCGUCCUCCUCCUCCUCCCUGUCCAAGAACGGCAGCGAGCUGAAGCCCCGCUCUGCCUCGGACGCGGGCAUCCGCGGCACCCCCAAGGUCGGGGCCAGGAAGGACGCCGAGCCGAAGGCCGCGCCGACCUCCAGCGCCCGGGCCAAGCCGUCGGUCCGGCCCAAGCCCUUCCUGAACCGGGCUGAGUCGCAGAGUCCGGAGAAGAUGGACAUCAGCACUUUACGGCGCCAGCUGCGGCCCACGGGCCAGCUGCGGGGCGCGCUCAAGAGCUCCAGGAGCGAGGACUCAGGGCUACCCCCGGCCACGGCCUCGGAGGGGCCCGGCGAAGGGUCCCGGAGGGGCUCGGCAGACCCCCUCCCCAUCCCCGCCACCCCGGCCCCGAGCCCCGCCAAGAAGGGGCAGGAGGGCCAGGCCUACACCACGUGCAGCGCCUACCAGAAGGUGCAGGACUCGGAGAUCAGCUUCCCCGCGGGCGUGGAGGUGCAGGUGCUGGAGAAGCUGGAGAGCGGCUGGUGGUACGUGCGCUGCGGGGAGCUGGAGGGCUGGGCCCCCUCCCACUACCUGGUGCUGGAGGAGGCGGAGCCCGCCGAGCCGGGUGGGCGAGAGCCCGACGCGGGGGCGGGCAGGAGCAGGCAGCCCGAGGGCAAGUCGGACAGCCUGGAGAAGAUCGAGAAGCGGGUGCAGGCGCUGAACACGGUCAACCAGAGCAAGCGGGCCACCCCGCCCAUCCCCUCCAAGCCCCCGGGGGGCUUCAGCAAGACCCCAGGCGGCGGUGGCGGUGGCAGCGGCGCGGUCAAGAUGAGGAACGGCGUGCGCCAGGUGGCCGUCAGGCCCCAGUCCGUGUUUGUGUCCCCGCCCCCCAAGGACAGCAACCUCUCGUGCACCCUGCGGCGGAACGAGUCGCUCACGGCCACCGACGCGCUCCGGGGCGUGCGGCGGAACUCGUCCUUCAGCGCCGCGCGCUCGGCGGCCGCCGCCGGAGAGGCCCCGGCCCCGCGCGCCGCCAGCCCCGCGCCCGACGCGCCGCUGCUGCCCGCGCAGCGCAACGGCAUCCCCGUGUCCCCCGUGCGGCCCAAGCCCAUCGAGAAGUCCCAGUUCAUCCACAACAACCUCAAGGACGUGUACGUGUCCAUCGCCGACUACGAGGGCGACGACGAGACGGCCGGCUUCCAGGAGGGCGUGUCCAUGGAGGUCCUGGAACGCAACCCCAACGGCUGGUGGUACUGCCAGAUCCUGGACGGGGCGAAGCCCUUCAAAGGCUGGGUGCCCUCCAACUACCUGGAGAAAAAGAACUGACCCCGGGCCGAGGGGGCUCCCAGCCUCUCCCCGCGUGCGCGCGGUGAGAUGCAGACACGAGGGGAUGCCAGCAAGGGAGAGGUGGGGGGAGGGGGGACAGCUGGGGGCACCCGUCGUCGGCCAGGGCCUCCCCCCCCCCCCCCCCGGCCUGGGCACCCCAAGCCGUGCACCAGCACUGACAGAUUUGCCGGGGACACCCCCACCCCCUCAGCCCCCAAUUGUCCAAUUGUGCCUUGGCUGCGGAGCUGGGACAGAUGCAGCCCCGGGGCCUGGCAUGUUUUGCCCCUGCUGGCAUCUUGCCGCUGGUACCCCCCUCAUCUGUGUUUGUGAAUUGUGUGGGCUCACGGGAACAGCCCCGGGGCAGGUAGAUGAGCAUGCACCGUGGGCCGGGGGCUCCGGCCACUGUCAUUGUCCCCGGGUGUCAGCCAGGACACCUCUCCUGGCCGUCACUGCCUCUUGCCCGGAAGAGCACCCCCAGGUUUCCAGAGAGGGGGGACCGCAGUCGUUUCUUGAGUCUUCAGGCUUGCUUGGGAUUGUGAGGGGGUGGGAAGCAGUUCCGUAGCAUGGUGUGGGAGAGGUUUAUUGAUUUGGGGCUUCUCUGCGGAGCCUCCAGGGGGGUUGGGUUUGGUGGGAUUUUUUGGUUGUUUUUUUUGUUUUGUUAUUUUGGUCUUAUUUUAAGAGUUGUUUUGGGGGCUGAGGGCGGUCAGCCUUGCGGGAUGGGGUGGACCAUGGCUAGAGCGUUCCUGUCCCCACCCCGGGCGUUGUGGGGGGGGGACGGUUGGUUCAGUUUUGUCUCACAUCCUUCCCCUCCACCAGCCCGUGAGGUUUCAUUUGGUUUCCGCUGGGUGGACAGUACCCGAGCAUCAGCGACGCUCUUCGGAGGGAGGGGCGGGGGCUGAGGAAGCCCCAUCCCCUGCUCUCUGGGUGGGGGUGCAGAGCCCUCCCCAGGAGGGAGGGAGCCCCGAUCUGCACACAGGCUCCUGCGUGCCGCGUUGGCAGGCAUGGAGAAGCAGCCGUGACACACCCCCCCCCAACCCCAUCCUCCGUCCUGGACUGAGGGGCCCCUCCCCGGUCCCCUGGGGCCGGGCUGGUGUGGAUCCCACCGGCCGCCCUCCCUUCCCCCUUCCCCCGAGCCAACCGACGAUGCCACGGGGCCCCAAGAACUCGGGGGCUCCCCAGGCCCCGGAGCUGAGCUGGUUUUCUUCCGAGGGGCAGUGCCCCCUGUGAAGAGAAGCGAGACAAUAAAGUCCCUGCCGCCUUUGGGUUGCGUCUCUCUGUCGUUGCUGUUUCCGGGGGACCCGCAGAAGUCGCAGGCGCCUCCCUGGGGACUCGCCUUCGUGGAAGUGGAUUUCCACUCGUGCCUUUGAUCUCCCAGCCCUCAUGGCGGCUGCCGGAACGUGGACUCCAGGGUUGGGGCUUUCCACGCGAGGGGCAAAGGCCCACCCCAGCCCUGCACCCCUCCCCUCCCCCCCAGGAGCGCAUCGAGCCCAAGACCACCCGGGAACCAAGGUGUUGGUGCCUCGGGCCCCACACCAGACCCCGGGUCCCCUCCGCUUCCCCAGCACCAAGGCCUGGCAGGUAGCGAACAGCUCGUGUUCUUUGGGAAGGGAAAUGGUUAUUUCGUUUCCUUUUGUUUGUGAGUUUGUUUAAAAAUUGAAAUUAGUUAUUUUCUUCUGCUGGACAGUAUUAAAUAGAGCAGGGUGUUGAGUUAAUCUGCUAGAUGGCAGUACUAAUGGUAGUGGUCUAGUGUCUUCAUAUUAAUAUUAUUUGGACUUGUUUGAACAAUAAUGAUAAAGAAGUGGUUCAUUAUUUUUAAAUUAAUGCACUUUAAUACAGUUUCGAGUGGCAAGAACCCCAGAGAGAGCAAAGUGCAUUCCUUAAAGAUGCAGUAUAUACUUUUCUCAUGUUUAAACAGCACAUAUUUAUUGAAAAAAAAAGUAAUUUAUGAUUAUUUAAAAUAAAAUUUAAAAGUAGAAUGACCGUCGGGUGCAAGACCCUCCCACGUAGCUAUCUUUCAGGGGGAGGCCCCGGCCUCAUUCCUCCCGUCUGCACUGAGCCAGUUGAGAGAGUCAGCCGAGCCGGGAGGGGGGGGAGCGGGAGGGGUUGCAGACCUCGGCCAAACCCAGAGCAUCUCAGUCGGACUGGACCCCAGUGCUCACAGAGCCCACCUCAGCCACCUGCCCCCGGGGCCUUCCACGUGCUCCCAGGGCAGUUUGUCCCAGUCCCCCAACAAAGCAUCCCCCACACUCGUUACUACACGUGACCUUGAAGGUCGUCCCAUCCCAUCCCCCCCCCCAUAGAUCACUUGCCUGGAACCAUGGGGCAGAGUGCCCGCAGACUCGGUGCCUGCACUCCCUCUCACGCCCCUUCCCCUCCCUGCCCCAAUCCUAGUGGCCCCACAUUUGCUCAUCAUGUUUACAUUGUGACAUCCAGCCCCCAGGAUGGCUGGGAGUUGCUCAAACGUCCAGGAACCUGGGGGAUGACGCCCCCUGGUGGCUGCAUGCAGAUCCCGCAGUGAACAGGAAUCACCGCCCCCCCCCCCCCCCCCACCGCACCCCACCAUGGUCACAUCAGCCCCUAACUCACAGCAGAAACCCUGUAAACCCAAAGAGAAGAGAAAUACUUGAAGCAAGAAGGGUGCAUGCCAGUCCCUCUCCCAGACGUGGCCAGGGGCCCUCUCCCUCCCUGCUGAGCUGCUUCGAGGGGCUGGAGGGGACAGCUGGUAGCAGGUGGACGGGGGAUGGGCCCGCGGCUCUGACCCAUCUGGAGGAAAAGCAGAUCGGACUCAAAAAAGAACACAGGACUCUCGGCCGUGUCCACACCUAGAUUCCCAUUGGUUGUGAUUGAAAAUGUGAACUGACAUUGUAUUGCUGUAUACUGCAACUUUAAUCGUAAAUGAGCCCUUCUGAGGUCAUUAUUGAGGCUUAUAUAAUGCCCGAAGAUGCAUCGCGUGGUGCUUUUUCUGUUGGUUUAAACUUGCUUCUUUUAUUAUAAGGGGAAAAGAAAUGUCUUCAUCUCUCCUGUAUAACUGCAGGCGUGGCUGGGCGCCCCCUCAGUGCCGUUUCUAGAGGCCGGAGGGCUCCGUCCUGCCAGCAUCCCCCACCUCCUCCUCGUCCCCCCUCCAUCCCCCAGCCUGGCCCCAGAAGCUUCUUUCUUCCUCCUCUUGACGAAGGCAUUAUAUAGAAUUGUUUUAAUCACUUGCAGAUGUUAGCGCAGCGUAUUUUACUGGCAUCUAUACCCGUGGCUUUCCUCAGCAAGGCAUGUUACUACUUUUAUCAUCUAAAGGAGAAAAGACAAGGGGAUUUGGUCGAGCGUUAUGUUCAUAUUACUAGUGCUUACAGAGUAGGAGUUAGGACUAUUUAAAUUUAGACCUUGGUUUGGUAGGUUUAUUUUGUUUUUAAGGAGGAGGGGGAGUCACCCCUCCUUUUUCCUGUUUUUGUAUUUAACUAAUAUAUUCUCUAAGAUUACUCCUCGCUUCUCCUACUCCCUUCAAAUACUUUGCAUUCUCAAUGGAAAAAAAAUGAAAACAAUCUUGAGAGACAGGAAAAGUGCAAUAUUACCCAGAAAGAUGCCAGGGCUCGUUGGCACCACAGCUUGAGACCCAGGUCUCGGUGGGGUAAUGGGGAGGUAAUGGGGAUCAGUAGGUAAUGGGGAGACGGGGUUUCGGGCUGGUGCGGGCUGGGAAGAGGCCCAUCUUCUUUGUCCACCUUCUCUCUUCCCUGGCAGGACGGGCUGGGGGGCCACCGGAGCACAGCCUCUCCUCCUGGAGGGUGUCGCCCAGCCAGGAGAAACCGGUGUGCGGGGAGGUGCUGGGACACGGCCCCUGGGGCAGAGCAAGAACACGUGCCCCGUCCUUGCUCCCGCUGCCUGCCCACACGCACCCCCACAAGGGCCCCCCCCCCCCGCCCCCAGCAGCCCUCUCUGGCCGGUCUCCUGAGUUUAGAGCCUCCUGUGGAUGUCCGAGACUGACACCGUCUAACCUCAGCUCCGCUUGUGGGCAGGACCCCUAGAACGAACCAGACCCUUCCUUCCGGGGACGCGGGUACCCUGGACUCUACCUACUUGGGUCCAUGAGACCUGGUGCCAGGCCCCGGCCACCCAUUCAUCUCAGUGCCCUGCCUCUGCUCUGCACCCCUGCUCCCUGGCAGGGGGGUGGUUUCCAAGAAGCAUUUCUCCGGGCACACACCUUCCCCCUGCAGGUAGCAUCCAGCCUCCCCCGACUCCGGCGGGCAGAGAGCAGGGUGGGGCGGCGAGUGUCAGUGGUGGCGGGGCCCUCGGAGCCCUGCCCUGCCCACCCCAGCGCUGUACCAGCUGUGCCCAGCCACCGUGCCAACCGUGUGGCUGCUCUGAGCAGUGAGUGUGCCCAUGCGCGGGCAUCCCCGCGGGGGUUGUGCACGUGGGUGAAGGGAGGAGCGGGCCCGAGGGAGCGAACGGGCCCCCUGAGGAGUUUGCCUCCAAACGCUCCGUCUUCCGGAAUCUCCCAGCAGACCUCUUGGGAAAGGACAUCCGCUUUCCUGAAGAAUGAAGAGUCCCUGUCUGUCUUGGAGGGCCGGGUGUUGUCAAGCAAGUGCGUGUGGGUUGCGUGCGUGCGUGCACGUGUCGGUCGUCUCUCACUUGAACGCCAUGACAAGGAUCAGAGGGGGAAAGCCUUGGGCAGCGGGCUCCAUCCAGGACGCCCGUGGCAGUGGACAGGCCACUCGGGGUUCCGUUUUGGUAGCAUGUGUUUCCCACACACCCAGAAUUCAGGCUGGAGAGUGCAAUGUGUCUUUUAUAUAUAUAUAAUUAUUGUUAUUAUUAUUAUUAUUUUAUUGAGUAUUUCAUUGGAAAUUUCACACUGGCAUUAAUAGAACUAGCAGAAGCAACCCAGGCCAUCGACCCAGGCUCCAAAAUGAAUAUGUGAGGAAAAAGAUGCCCUCUGGAGGGGCGAGGGGGGCCCCGAGAGUGAGCUCAGCGGGACCCACUGCCCCCCACCCCUGAGCUCAGCGCCCCAGAGCGGGACCCAUUCUUCCACUCCUGGGGUCUGACUGCAACCCCCAGUGAGGCUUCAUGAGAAUCCAUGCAGGGUCCCCUCUGGCGCUCUGAGCUUCUUCCCUAGAUCGAGACCCCCGUUCGGGCUGCCGCAUGUCUCUGGGGUCCACAGGCUCUCCCAUCGGAGUUAGUGACCUCGAGGAGCCCCACUGAAGGCCGCGUCUCUCCACUGCCCCGUCCUGGGCACCAGGCCUAAGUCGGCACGCGUGUGCUUAGGGACUGGAGGGGGCUGGGGGGAGCUCUACCUCCCAGGGCCUGGAGCUGAGCCUGUAGGAGUUACGUGGGACAGCCCCUUCCCCGGUUCUUUUCACUCUUGAGUUUGCACUUGUCCUUGACAAUCAACACCUUCUCCCGUGGCAGUCUUUGAUCUCAGUGGCCUUAGUGGAAAUGGGUCCUGCCAAAGGCCCUGCCUUGUCCCACUUUCAUCCUGGCUAAUGUGCUGGCCUGUAGGAGGUGAGAGGGAGAGACAGGGAGACAGAGAGAGACAGAGAGAAGAGGAAGGGAGGGAGAGAGGGGGAGGGAAGAAGAGAGAGAGAGAGAAAGAGAGAGAGAGAGAGAGAGAGAGAGGUUUCAAAUUGUUUUAAAGCAAAGGUUGCGCAUGUUGUCGGGGGGGAGAGGGAUGUCGGGAAGAGGCGUGUGUGCGUGUCUGUGCUGACCGGGGCUUGCUGUCCCUUCUGGGGACAGUGGCCCACCAGAAGAGGGUGUCUUCUAGGCAGAAAGGGAGAGAGAGAGAGACAGCUGAGCGAGGGCUUGAAGUCUGAAGUUUGUCUUUAUUGGAAAGGAGGGAGAAGUCAUUUGUUUCGGGAGAGAGAGCAGGGAGGAAGGGAUCCAGGGAGGUAGCGCCUCUGGCCUGCGUCCGGAGCAGGCGGGGGAGCCCCAGGAUUGGGCCAUAGGGGAAACAGGCCGGAGCUUUUUUGUGGGGGCCACAGCUGGGUCCCCAGCAGGUACUGGUCACUGACGUCAUGGACCCGGGAAGUCACCAGCAUUGAGUCUGGGGACCUGCCUCUCAGACAUUCCGUGCAUCCUCCAGGUUCCCAGCUGUUUUUGCCCGCUCGCCUUUGUCCAAUCCAGAGUUCGCCUCGCAAAUUGCUCGAAUCACGUAAAGCCCAGUUCAGUGGGCUUUCACCAGUUUUAAUCAGUUAAAGUGACUGGAACAGGUCAUGUAGGCCGAGCCCCGAAACCUCAGAAAAAGGACGGGGGCCCACCGCACGCCUGAGAGGACACUGGUGUUGGUGCAUUCGUAGACACGGGCCGGUCUCGAUGUCAUGGGACCCACCUGGCUGGUGUGAAAGGGAAGGUGGGUGCCUUGCAUAUACUCCUUCACCCCAGGACCCAGGCGUGCUGCCCUGACAUUCCUUCCGAGGGAAGAGGGAUGCCCGGAGCCCCCAUGCUUUAAUCUGCCAUUUACAGGCUUACGGGGGGUGUGGGACCAGGUUCCAGUGAGGCUGGGAACAGGGGUGUAGAUCGUCAGUUGGGAAGGGAGAUGGGGGGGCAGUCCUCUGAGAACUCACGGUGCCCACUCAACGCUUCCCAACUCCAGUGGGUCUUUGAGGUCAAACCCCACUCCCGUUCCCCCCAACAGGGAAAGUAACAAAAAAGAUCUUGAAUUCACUGUCAAUUUGAGUGCUAAAUAAUGUCCCAGGGCAGUGCUGGUGCUAAAUGAUUUCCAUGUUUUGGAUAAUUUUUAGUUUUUUUUUUUUUUCAAAUUGUUCUCAUCACCAAAAUGCAGCAUCCUUGGGAAGGGUCCCCACGCCUUGGCCACUCUCCAGGGGUCCUUUAUCCCUUCCACAGGAUAUGGGUCUGCAGAAAAAAAAAAACUCUAUCUUGGCAUGCUUCUAGACUGUAAAAUUUGGGUUUGUUUCGUUUUGUAUUUUGUUUACGUUUACAUGCAUCUUGUAUUUCCCUGAGAACUAAAUAAAGUUUUCGGCCUUUUUAA
Molecule: messenger RNA, 10468 nt
Organism: Sorex araneus (European shrew)
Lineage: Eukaryota; Metazoa; Chordata; Mammalia; Eulipotyphla; Soricidae
Gene: SH3PXD2A
Product: SH3 and PX domains 2A
Exons: 15
Coding region: 100-3504 (1134 amino acids)
Biological process (GO): superoxide anion generation
Molecular function (GO): protein binding; phosphatidylinositol binding; superoxide-generating NADPH oxidase activator activity
Source: RefSeq, a predicted model, not a curated record